UAAGCUCUAUGGUUAAGUUUUAUGUCGUUUAAAGAUUAUGGAUUAUGCCGGGUAGCUUGUGGAAAUUAAAAUUCUGUUCAAAAAUACUGCUGUUUUUUAACCGUUCAUAGAAAGUUCUAGUAAAUUGAAUAUUUUUGAUCUGUUUUUAUUUCGCGAUACAUGGGAUGUUUCCUGGUUCAUAUUAGUUCUUUAUGAUGGUCACGUGUCGCGUUGGCGGCCAUUUUGUUUCGACAUUUCAAAAAUGUGACUUGACUCCAUGACUAUAAAUUGUUCGACGAUGUGAAUUACUAGAGAACAUAAUCACGAUGGAACAAGAUGUAAAAGUAGUAUUUAGUUCGGAAAUAACAAGGGGAACUUGUGGCGAAAAGAAUAAUCUGUACGAACUUUUGAAUGUCGACCCAGCAAAACCGGUCCAGCUGAAUGAAGUUUCAAAGCCUUGUACUUUCCAAUCCAAAAAUAAUAAAUGUUAUGAGUAUAAGAAGAAAAGCAAAUUAAAAGUUAACACUGUAAAAGAUAUAAGAAAAUUGCUGGAAAAAGAUGUAGAAGCUUACUUACCUCAAAAUUUAGAAAAACAACAAAAUAUGUUGUUAAAACAAAUACGAAACGGAUAUGCCAAGAACGAAGAAACAAAAAAGUUAGCUCGAAAUAUUUUAAAAUCGGAUAAUCCCAUUUUAAGAACUGCUUGGCAAAUGCUGACAAAUAUUAAUCCAGAAGAAAACACUUAUCCAGUACAAUAUAUUUUAUGGAAUGGUAAAAAUAUUCGUAUUUGUGGAAGUAGAGGAGGUUAUCAUAAAUACAUCUAUAAAUUUGAAGUGCACAACAGCAAAUACCAAUCAAAAAAUAAGAAAUCUAUAAAAAAAACUCUUGAUAAUAGGAAUAAAUGUCUUUUGCAAAAUUCACUUUCUCUUAAAAUUAAACCUGGGCCUUUAACUCAAAAGAAGUUUAUUGACGACUCUUAUCAGAAGCAUCAUGUUGGAAAUUUAGAUCUAGUCUACUUACCGAGACCUGGUUUGGAUGUAAUGCCUGUUUACGGCUCUUCUAUGGAGCCCUCAAUAAGGAAUUUUGUCAACAGUUUGCGGAAUGUUGACGGGACCAUAUCACAAAAAUGGGCUGAGUUCGCAGUGUCAAUGGUUGGGACAAUCAAUAAAUCACACGUUGUCCAACAACAACCACUUGCUUGUACGACAUUUGAGCUGAAUUAUAAAUACGAUCAGAAAAAAAUGCUGAUGCGUCGUGAUAUUGAGAAUAUUGUAGAAAAGUCAAAUGUAAAAAGUGAAAAAUCUUUAUUACUGGUUAAUGAAGAUGAUGUUUUAGAAGAAGUAGGGAAAGUGUUGUGUGACAUAAUUGAUGCAGUUGAAAUAAGCUUUAAUCAAGAUAAAAUAUAUACUGGCGAAGACGAAGUUAGAAAUAAUAAUGAGGAUAUAAGUAAUCAGAUAAGUGAGAAAAGUACCAGUAAUUAUCCAAAAGACAAGAAAAAAAAAUUUUGUGAGCUGGACAGAUUGGAUGUGACCGUAAUAAGGUUACCCGAAAAUUCAGAAAAUUGUAAAAGCAAGCAUAAGUUAUGUAAGAACACCUUUUGCCAAUUAGGUUGCAUCUGUGACUCUUUAAAUUCUACUGUUAUUGUUAAAGAACAUUGUGGGCGGCUUGAAUGUAUGUUUCAAUGUAAAUGUGAUUUUUCUAACUACAAGGAUUUAGACAAGUAUGGCAGUGUUUCGUCAGAUUUGAUUCCGGGUCUAUUGAAAAUAGAUAAAGAAAUAAAUAAUAAACUUUCCAAAGAAGAAAAGAAAUUUCACCAAACAGUAGUUCUCUCUGGAGACAAAAGUAUUAUAUUAAAAUCACAUAAAAGACACUGGAAAGCUUCAUCCAAAUAUUCAGAUUUUUAUAAAACCAUGAGCUUAAAAAUGAACAAAAAAAUUGAUCGCAACUUAAUAGUAGUAGCCACGAAUAUCAAUUGUGACAAUAUUGAACCGUGGUGUAUGGUGCACAAUUUGUAUAAAUGUUUUUGUAAAGGCCGCUUUAUUCAUAGUGCCAUGGAUUCUGAAGGUAAAAAUUUCGAAGCACCAGUGGGCGUUGCAGUUGACUGUGAGAAAAUUAUAAAUACAGAGUCAGCGAAAUCUAAUCCAUCUUAUAUGCACACCCGCCCACAACGUGAAAAACCUCUUUGGAAAUCUGAAAAAAAAGAAAGGCGAAAGUCAGAUAAAUUAUUAUCUGAAAGUUAUUCAAUACCGGUUAAUUUGGUCGGACCAACACAACAGGUUGAUUACAAAAGUUCUUGUGCUAGGUCACAAGCAUACGUUGGUAGAAAGUAUAGUCAAAAAUAUUACCGCCAUAUGAAUUCUAAAAUUCGUGAAAUGGAGGAAGAUGACUUGGGCUUACAUAAUAAAUUAAAGAGCUUAGUAAGCAUUGAUGUGGUCGACACAUAUAAUUUUGAUACAACGUACCCACAAGACUCGGAUUCAAUGUCUAGGAAAAAUAAAUGUCAACUGAAAAAUAAAAUGGAUGAAGAAACCAACCAACCAAAUAAGAAAAAGAAAACGUCAUCUCUUCAAUUCAGUAACGUCGCAGCAGUGCCUGCAAAAGCCUGCAAAUCUACUUCAAGAGAAGAGACUCCUGAAUUAAAUGCAGAUCAUAUUCGCGAAAACAUGCUAUCUGGAAGAUUAACUACUACUAACGUAGAGGAAUCAAACAAAAGUAAAUUAGUAGCUUGGCUCGAAUACAGUUAUAAACAAUAUAAAAAACGUGUCGAUCUGGGUUUAACUAAACUCACACUACAAGCUCCUCAGUCCAAAAAAAUGGCGCUACUGCCUUGGAAUUUUAUCCUAGAACGAUAUAAAGAGAGGAAGAAUCUGUUUUUAGUCUCUAAACAAAAACCUUUUCGAAUGUUUAUGGCAGUUAACCGUGACCAUCCAUUUUUGCAAGAAUGUGUUAAUAUUGAUGAUAUUCGAUUUGCUGAUUUGAAUAUUUAUCCUAUUACUGUAAAAAAAUUAAUUACAAACGCAACUGAUUUAAAAGAUAGUUUUUGUAUUUUAUGUGGACAUCCAUAUUGCUGGGAAUUAAUAGGUUCCGUCACCAAAGUAGACGAGUCUAACAAUGAGGAUGGUUUAAAGUAUGAUGCAUCAAUUUGUACUGAAAAUUCACUGGAUUACUGUGAAAUUUACAAUGAAAACGAAAAUUCACGUAGUGAAUCUGAUCCACCAAUAUCCAGUGACGACGAUACCUUAAGUGACACUCAGAAAAAAAGGGUGAACACUGAAGAAGUGGACACUAAAAAAAAUUAUAAUGAAUCGGAAUCUUCAAAGUGGUUUGUGAUGACAGUAGAAAAGGAUUUCAGUGAAAUUCAGUUUUAUAACAAAGGCUUUUUUGUUAAAUAUGACAGUAUUAUUAAAGCCAUAAAUAUUGCGAGAUACUCCAAGAAAACAGUACGCCUUUCUUCGCAAAAGUGCGCAGAGAACAGUAAUAAUUCACAAUUUGGUAUUUACGCUAUACCGAAUUCUAAUGAAGAUAGUGUCUUUAUUGGGCCAUAUGAAUGCGAUGAAAGUUUGGGCAUAGAAACUAUCAGAUCAAUAACUCACACAAGACGAACAAGAGGUUAUUGGAUAACUACAAAUAAAGUGGAUAAUAGAAACGUUAUUGAUAACCCGAUGUCAUUCAUGCCUCCCGAAAAUGAAAAGCCUAGCAAAAUUCUUUCUUUAAAAAGUAAACCUAACGAGAAAAAGGAUAGCUUUUCCUAUAAUGAAGAUGAAGAAAAUAUAGUUAAUCGCCUUUCCCCAAUUAAAAAGUUAUUGUUGAAUCCUAUAAAAAUAAAGAAAAUUAAUAAUUUUUACUCUUUGUCAAAUAGUUUUUUGGGACAACCUACGACACAAGUAAUGGAAACAAACCAGAUAGAACAAAGCAAUACAUUAGAUAAUGAAAAUACAAUUCUGGAUACAAAAUUGGCUUGCAAUACAACAUCUGUAUCGAUAACUGAUUUACUGAUAAAAUUAAAUGCUCAGAUGACCGAUGAAACAAAUGAAAAAUCAACCUCAAAUUUAGAUCAAUCACUGCUGAAAAAAUUGAAUUCUGAUUCUAAAGAUGUUAGCGCAAAAAAUGAUGUAGAUAAAUUGACGGGGGACACUAAACCCGAGGACGGAAAAGGAGGAUUUGCUAUACUUAAACCAGAAGAAAUUAAUAGGAGAAUAAUGAACACUAAUAUAUUUUUCAAACCAGAUGAUCCCUUAGAUGAAGAAAAUUCCGUUGGUAUUUCGCAAAAUACUGAUUCACAAGUUGAAAAAGACAUUGAGACUUUACUAACAACUCCAUUGAAGUCUAUUCAAGAUACUAACAUGGAUGUCUUAGUUAUAUCAGACGAUGAUGAAAACUGUACAGAUGAGAAGUCAGACGCUCCAACUAUUACUGCUAUUUGGAUUGAAUCAAGAAAUGUAAAUCUAGGCUGGAUAGAGGGAUUACUUAACAAUAGAGACAAUCAGAUAUGUUUCCAGUUUCCUGGAUUUCAGUAUUCGUCGUAUUAUCCAAAACAAACUGCUUUUGAAAAAAUUAACCAAAUUUUAUCUCGGAGGAUUUUUAUUCCUGUAAAAAUUAAAAUCGAAUGGCAUAUUCUGACGCAAGCAAGCGACCUAAGAGUUUCUAGAAAAUUGCAAUUAAGUGAUCUGGGACGAGAUCGCGUAUUGACAAAAAGUGGCAUUCGUGAUAAGCGGAAUUUUCUGAUGACAGUACCUUCUUUAGUUAAGACAUAUUCAAGGAAAUCAAAAACUGCAGAAUCCUUAAGUGAUGAGGAAAAGGUGGUACCGGUAAAUGAAAACUCUAGUGAAAGUAUCAGUGAAGAUUGCGAAACAGACUAGAGAAGAAGAAAAGAUCUCGUUAAGUGUACGUAAUUCUUACAAGACUGAUUUAAUUUAAGUUCUUAUUUUAAACGACAUUGUUUGCAACGAGAUAAUCGACGGUGUCUCUGUAAAUAAUGAUUUUAUUUGUUUUACGUUAAAUAUGUGUCAAAAUUUUUGACAACAUUAAAAAUACUGUGAUACUACUCAUUUUACUUCUUAUACGUCAAAAAGGCGGACGAAGUUUUACAAAACGGAAAAAUGAAGCACCAAUAGUAUACCUACCCACGGUAUAUAUACACGCCUCACGCACACACUCUCGCCAAUAGCGUGACAGUCGGCCGCCAUUACGCUUUUCACUUUUUCGACAACACUUCGUCUGCCUUUUUAUCUACCUACAACGUUGUUUUACUUAGUUAAAAAAAUGUAAAAUUUCAUGAAAGGUAACCCGAACCUGUAACACAUGAUCAUUUCGGUGCCAGGUUUCAAACUCUUGAAAAGGAUUUUUGUUUUGUAAAUUAUAUAAAUUAUUUAUUAUGUUAUACGGGGCUUACAUUCUGUAGAUAUGUAAAUAUUUUUAUGAGUAAAACCACAUUUAGUAUUAUUUAUGUCGAUAUUUAUUAGAAAAAUUGCCAUCCUUACUGACCAUUGUUAAUUCGGAUUUAUUUGAAAAUAUUUGUUUAUCACAAUGGUUUUUGUCUUAAGACUUUUUAUUAUUAUGUAACUCAAUCGUUUUAAUAAUUCACUAGCUAUUGACAAAAAAAAAACUUGGUCAUUACAGUUACCGUAGGUAUGGUUAUUUCUACCUUUUGAAAUUUUUUCCAAAAUAGAUUUGAAAAUUUCUUUCUCAUCUUUGCUUGUUAUCUCCGCUACAUUGCUGCUGGGCUUAGGUUUUAAUUUAUUUGAAAAUUAUUGAGUUGUAAUUACACAAUUUUGAUUUGCAGUCCAUAUCAAAAGCAACCUGAAUCGUUCGUUUACGAAAAUACAGUUAAUGAAGAUUUUAAAGCAAAUGAGGCGUAAUAAAAUAUAGAGGUAAUAAGGGGAGAUUUGAUUCUUGCCGAGUUUUUACUCCGAUAAGUUAUGUAAAAAGUGAACCGCCUCCAAUCGACAUCCUCUUUUUUUGAACUGGGUUUAAUUUCUAAAACCUUCUCCUAAGUGUAACAGACACCUGAAACCACUUCAAAAUCGGUUCAGUGAAACGCGAGAAAACCGCGGACAUACAUACAUGCAUACAGGUCAAACUGUGAACCAUCUUUUUUAAGGAGAUUAAAAAAUAAAUCAGUUUCUAUAUUUAGGUACAGUUAGCUGCAUGAACUUGUUCGGUAUAAUGAGCACGCUUACAAAUGUAAAGUUAAGAGUUAUGAAGUUCUAAGUGUUUCUGAAAUCUUUCGCUCUCAUGAUUAUACCUACAUACAUACAUAUGGUCACAUCUACAUCCCUUGUGGGGUAGACAGAGCCAACAGUCUUGAAGAGACUAUAAGUCACGCUCAGCUAUUUGGCUUAAUCAUAGAAUUGAGAUUCAAAUAGUGACAGGUUGCUGGCUCAUCGCCUAAAAAAAUCCCAAGUUUGUAAGCCUAUCCUUCAGUCGCCUUUUACGACAUCUAUGAGAAAGAAAUGGAGUGGUCCUAUUUUUCUGCACUGGUGCCGGGAACCACACGGCACUCAUGAUUAUGUUUUACCAAUUUAAUUCUCAGCAGCUGUCAAUCUUUUUAUUUACUAUUAAAAUUUAGUGUUAUAUCUUUAAUAUCUUAAUUCAUUUGAAUUUUUGAACACGUACAUUUGGAUCUCUAUAGCUUUUUUUAAUUUCUUAAAGUUGCAUUGUACAAAAAUAUAUGAAUGUUAUUACACUUCAUUUUUAAUUUUAGUUUUAAUAAUGUUAAUUGUUAUUUAAUGAAAGACAAAGUAAUUUUAACUCAUGACUAUAGUCU
Messenger RNA from Amyelois transitella, 6745 nucleotides. RefSeq lists its product as uncharacterized. NCBI's taxonomy places the organism in Eukaryota, Metazoa, Arthropoda, Insecta, Lepidoptera, Pyralidae. The coding region runs from base 306 to 4838 and encodes 1510 amino acids. The record is from RefSeq and is a predicted model, not a curated record. The transcript is spliced from 5 exons.